Messenger RNA from Paramuricea clavata, 2752 nucleotides. The record is from the annotation of a GenBank genome assembly. Lineage: Eukaryota; Metazoa; Cnidaria; Anthozoa; Malacalcyonacea; Plexauridae.
AAACACUCUAGCUCAGCGACGUGCGAAUCAUUAAAGUCAAAAAGCUAAAGAAAGUAUUAAACGUCCAUUUUUUUGGUUUUUUUUUAUAUUUUGAUAACAAUGAGCAUUGAGUAAUAAUCUUGGCAAAAAUGGACGGAAAUUAAAAGCAAUGUAAAGCUGGGAAACAUGAAAGAUGCAAGCGGUCCCAAACGUUCCCUACCGAAUUCUGAUCUCGACGAGAAUGACUCUAAACGCGGAUCAGAACCCAAAGAGAAGGCUGACAAACAAAAACGAAAAAAGCUACGGAAAAGACGAAGUUCUAGCUCACCCGAAGAGGACAUUAUUGAUGGAUUUGUGAUUGCAUCUUAUUCUAGCCUUCGAAAUUUGGAAGUGAGUGUUUUACUGAGGGUUUUGUGAGCAUUUGCAUGUUGUUAAAAUUGUUAUGUAAACAGUGUCCGCAUUUCGAACUUUUUGCAAACAAUUUGUGGUGAAGUCUUAACACUUUCUCCCUCUAAUCUGAGCGUUUGUUUAGUUUUAGUAUAAAGGAUUUAAUACAAAUAUCCAACUGUCAUUUUUAUUGCAGACAUUAUUAGCAGCACGAUUUCGCUGUGUGCUUUGUUAAUGCGAAAGAAAUUGAUCCUAAGCACGAUUCAUAAGUGGCUUCUUGUUAUAACCUCCUUGGAAAAAAUGUAUUACAUGUAAAUGCGUUCGGAACUUAUUGUUCAAAACAUCAAAAUUGUAGCAAUUUUGAGCAAUUUGUAACAAAAUUAAUGCAGUGGUGAAGUUUGGUUUUUGAUCAUUCAAGUAAAGAAAAGAGCAAGAAUUUUUGAAAUGUCAACAAUGCAAUCUAUAGGCAGAAAGAAAAUUACACUAUUUCAUUCUAUUGUAAACUUUAUAUUGGAGAUGUUUAUACCAGUGGUUUAAACUCAUUCUUUUUCCCCCUGAAAAUUGGAAAGUAAGGUUUGGUAUCGAUAGGUAAUCAGAUCAUGUGAAUCUUCUAAGCAUGCACUAGGAGAGUAGCAUUUGGAAAUUGAAGGGUUUCACCUGUUACUUGUAACUCUUACUGAAAACAAUAUAACACAUGGCUGUAUUUGCCAAAGGCUGUUGCACGUUCGUAGCUGGGUGUAAGUAAGGUCCGACUUUGAAGUAAUACCUGGUUGCCAUGUAUACUUGGCUAUGUAUAGCGUUGUUCCAGGGAAAAAACCCACACUCCCCCCAAUGAGGAAUUUCUGCUGUCUGGAGGGGGGGAGGGAAAAUGUACUUUUGAUAACAGUACAAUGUACUAGGAUGUCCGAGGGGGGGUAGGAGAGUUAAUUUUCUCUGUGGGGGAGGUCCAGGCAUUUUCUUGAAUCACCCAUUGAGAUUUUAGCUAUGAUAGAAAGUUAUUGUUCUGGUUUCAUUGUUUGUGUGCCACAACUGACCAGUCUUGCCGAGAUUCAGCAGGAUAUUGGCUAGGCAAUAUGAUUAAUUUGCUACAUAGGGUAAUUAUUUGGUUAACCUACUAAGAUACUAUUAGAAUGGCAAUGGAUCUAUUACCUAAUGAACAAAAUUUUGAUCUAGACAAGUCUAGACAAACAUUUCAUCACAGCUUGAAAGAGCCACGCAAAAUUAGUAAUAUUCCAAAGUUUCGUUGCAAAAUGUUGUAAAAUGCGGAAAAUAUAGCCCUGCGAAGUUUGCCAUUUUUCAGUCAUUUUGUAUUGUGCACAAGAAAUUGAUACCACUUUCUGAAAAAGGUAUCAAUUUGCCGUGCGUAAUACAAAAUGACUGAAAAACGGCAGACUUAGCAGGGCUAUAUUAUCCACAUGUUACAACAUUUCGCAACGAAAAUUCAGAAUAUUACUAAUUUUGUGAUGCUCUUUCAAGUUGUGGUGAAAUUUUUGUCUAGACUAGUCUAGAUCAAAAUUUUGUUUAUUAGGUAAUGGGUCCAUUACACCUAGUAGCAUUUGAUAUUUGCAUGUACAAAAUAAUGCAACUGCAGUAUACAAAAUCAAAAGGCAAGUGCACAUACCAAUGUAAAGACCAUCUUUCCAACUGUUAAACCAUUGGAUCAUUCUGGAAAAGAUCUAUCCACACUUCCUUUAUGGAGGAAAUUUCUGCUGUCCAGAGGGUGAGGGGACGAAAUCUACUUCUGAUGAUAGUAAAAUGUACUAGGACAUCCAAAAGUGGUAGGGGGGUUUACAUCCAAUUUACUCUGUGGGCGUGGCAUUUAUAUUUUCUGGAAUGACCAUUAACAUUUGACACCCUCCCCUAGAACAGUUAAGCAAUUGUAAGGUACAUUGCAUUGCUGUUCAAACAUUGUCUGGACGAACUAUUUUUUUAUGUAGGUUGUUUCUCCAAAUACACCUGAUUGUCUGCCUGUGUUGGUUGGAGGACAAAAUGAAGAGCCUGUCGAGGCAGCAGCAAACGGAAUACAGGAAAUUGAGGAAGAAGUUCCCAGACUACCAACUGAGAGCAAUGAGGUGACCUCUUACUUUCAUUGGAUUAUCCAAAGAUUAUUUUGCUAAGUAUAAACAUUGCAAGAAUAAAUAAAUUUAAAUACCUUUGUAUAAUCCUGGAAGGCUGGAAUGUUAAUUAGUUUCGGACUCUGGAUUAGAAUCUGACUGUCAAAGGGAGAUUCUUUGCAACUGACAAAUUAAUGUGAAAUAUUUAUUAGGAAGCAUUUGAUGUGAAGGCAAUUGAAAAUGCUGUGGUCAGAGAGAGCAGUAAUGGUGAUGUUUCAAAACCAGAAAUUGACUUGUCAAGACAAUCACCUGGCCAGAUGACAGAUGUAAGU